Messenger RNA from Fonsecaea erecta, 402 nucleotides. RefSeq lists its product as hypothetical. The transcript has 3 exons. The record is from RefSeq and is a predicted model, not a curated record. Gene Ontology annotation, biological process: nucleotide metabolic process. Gene Ontology annotation, molecular function: catalytic activity. NCBI's taxonomy places the organism in Eukaryota, Fungi, Ascomycota, Eurotiomycetes, Chaetothyriales, Herpotrichiellaceae. The coding region runs from base 1 to 402 and encodes 133 amino acids.
AUGGCCGCAUGCAUCUUCUGCAAGAUUGUCAAAGGAGAGAUCCCUUCCUUCAAGCUCUUUGAGUCCGACAAGGUCCUGGCGUUUCUUGAUAUCCAGCCGCUGAGCCGAGGUCACGCUCUCGUGAUUCCCAAGCACCACGGCGUCAAGCUGACGGAUAUCCCCGACGACUCGUUGACGGACAUCCUGCAGGUGCUGAAGAAGAUCGCGGUGGCCACGGGCGCCGAGAACUACAACGUGCUGCAGAACAACGGGCGGCUGGCGCACCAGGAGGUCGACCACGUGCAUUUCCACCUGAUUCCGAAGCCAAAUCCCACCGAGGGCCUGGGUAUCGGGUGGCCCGCGCAGAAGAUGGAUAUGGACGAGUUGAAGAAGCUGUACGAGACGUUGAAGGCCAAGAUGUGA